Stereum hirsutum FP-91666 SS1 is the source of this 447-nucleotide messenger RNA. Its product is annotated as mitochondrial ribosomal protein L11. Gene Ontology annotation, biological process: translation. The coding region runs from base 1 to 447 and encodes 148 amino acids. Gene Ontology annotation, molecular function: large ribosomal subunit rRNA binding; structural constituent of ribosome. Gene Ontology annotation, cellular component: ribosome; mitochondrial large ribosomal subunit. The transcript is spliced from 2 exons. The record is from RefSeq and is a predicted model, not a curated record. Lineage: Eukaryota; Fungi; Basidiomycota; Agaricomycetes; Russulales; Stereaceae.
AUGUCGAAGGGUGCGGCGAACGUAAAGGCGCAGGUCGUGCGCAUUCUCAUCGCUGCGGGAAAGGCUGCCCCAACGCCUCCUGUGGGUCCUGCUCUUGGUGCUCGUGGUGUAAAGUCGAUGGACUUCUGCAAAGAGUUCAACGCACGAACGGCCCACCUUCAACCUGGUAUCCCGACCCCCACCCUCAUUACCAUACAGCCCGACCGAACCUUCUCUUUCGUCACAAAAACUCCGCCCGUCUCCUACUUCCUUAAACAAGCUGCCGGAGUUGAGAAGGGCACUAGCCGUCCCGGUCACGACAUAGUCGGCACAGUCAGUCUCAAGCAUGUGUAUGAGAUCGCAAAAAUAAAGGCUACCGACCAACAUCUCCAGCACCUCCCGCUGGAGGCUAUCGCGAGCACUGUCGUUGGUUCAGCCCGUACUCUGGGUCUACAGGUCGUCCCAUAA